This is a messenger RNA of Aspergillus chevalieri, 2046 nucleotides long. Its product is annotated as aspartate--tRNA ligase MSD1. Gene Ontology annotation, molecular function: ATP binding; aspartate-tRNA ligase activity. The transcript has 2 exons. Lineage: Eukaryota; Fungi; Ascomycota; Eurotiomycetes; Eurotiales; Aspergillaceae. The record is from RefSeq and is a predicted model, not a curated record. The coding region runs from base 1 to 2046 and encodes 681 amino acids. Gene Ontology annotation, biological process: aspartyl-tRNA aminoacylation. Gene Ontology annotation, cellular component: cytoplasm; mitochondrion.
AUGUUCCCCCGCGUGGGACGAUACUCCCCCCGUCUCCGCUCUAGCUAUAUCGAAAUUUCGAAUUACUUCCGCGGCCGACAAGCUGGGCUUAGGACUGGAUUAUUAGCUCAGGCCCCGACAUAUAGAUCUUUUCAUAAACAGUUUUGUCUCCGAGAGCAACCGCAUAUACACGCAGAGCACCGACCUUUCCUAGAGCGGUUCAAGAAAGCUGUUGAAUUCCCUCCUGCUACGCAUAAUGACUUUGAAGUAUUCUUCACCCAGGCCAGCCCUGGUCAAGAAGUUACACUUCACGGCUACCUUGGCCACCGCGCAGAUCUCUCUAAGAAACUAUCCUUCGUGCGUUUGACGGACCCAACAAUGAAACACAGCGUGCAACUAGUUUCCUUUGCCAAGAGUGGCGACGCCUUUGAGAAAGUCAGGUCAGUUAGCGCAAACAGCCCCGUGGCAGUAAGAGGCAAGGUUCAGGCCAAGAAGGCGAAAGGAGGCGAGACACUCGAAAAGAGUGAUGCUUGGGAAGUACACGUCGAAGAUUUACACUCGCUCAAUGACUUCCCGAAGAAUAUUCUCAUGACCCCGGAGACGGUGUUUGCGCCAGAGCAGCGGUACUUGCAGCUGCGUAAUGAGAGUGAGUUGCGUGAUGCAUUGCGAUUCCGUGCGCAGGUGCACAAUGUGUGUAAGGAGGAAUUGGAGCAGUGUCAACCUGCUUUUAUCGAGGUUGAAACGCCACUUCUGUUCAAGUCGACACCUGAGGGAGCAAGGGAGUUCUUGGUGCCGACGCGGAGGCGUGGACUGGCCUAUGCAUUGCCGCAGAGUCCUCAGCAAUACAAACAGAUCCUCAUGGCUAGCGGGAUCCCGAGAUACUUCCAGUUUGCACGGUGUUUCAGAGAUGAAGAUCUCCGGGCGGACAGACAGCCUGAAUUCACCCAGCUCGAUUUGGAGAUGUCCUUUGCAACUGGUGAAGACGUCAUGCACGUUGUUGAGGGGAUUGUCCGCAGGCUCUGGUCGACCCUGAUGGAUGAACCAGCACCAUCCGGCCCAUUCCGGAGACUUUUAUACGAGGAGGCCAUGAGCAAGUACGGAUCCGAUAAACCAGACACCCGAUACGGCAUGGAGAUCUCCCGGAUCGACUACCUUCUCCCCGUCGACCUAGUCAGCAAAAUCACCCCAAUUCUCAACCCAUACGUCGAGGUCUUCAAAAUCGAAAAUAACGAAAACGACCCGGCCGCCAUGACCAAAUUCAUCACUGAAUUCCUAGACUCCCCCGCCGGCGCUCCCUUCAACAACAACCCAGACGGCGCCCCCGGAAUCUUCAUCUACGACGCCAAGAAACCCCUCUGCGGCCUGCAACCCUUCGGUUUCGAAGCAGCCGAGCAUAUCGAAAACGCUCUCGACGCAGACCACGGCGACCUCAUCGUGAUCCAAGCCCGCGAAGCAGUCCCCUUCACCGGCGGCUCAACGGCAAUCGGCGAUCUGCGUCGCGCUCUGCACACCGCCGCUGUAUCCUCCGGCUUCAAACCAGCCCCCAUGGGCUUCGAGUUCCUCUGGAUCACCGACUUCCCCCUCUUCUCCCCCUCUUCAGAUACGGAGCCGGGCCAGGGUGGCGCAGCAGGCAUUUCUUCAACCCACCAUCCCUUCACUGCUCCCAAGACCGCCGCCGACGUCGACAAACUCCUAUCUGACCCUACGGAAGCGAUCGCAGACCACUACGAUCUCGUCGUCAACGGCGUCGAGCUUGGCGGUGGUAGUCGCCGUAUCCACGACGCCGCUGUGCAGGAGUUCAUCCUGCGAGAUAUUCUGCAGAUGCGGCCGGAGCGGUUAGCAGACUUUGAGCACCUGCUUGACGCGCUUAGGGCUGGGUGUCCGCCGCAUGCAGGGUUGGCGCUGGGGUUUGAUCGGUUGGUGGCGGUUAUGUUGGGGAAGGAGAGCGUUAGGGAUGUCAUUGCUUUCCCGAAGACUGGGAAGGGAGGGGAGGAUGCCAUGGUAAGGGCGCCGAGUGAGAUGAGUGAGGAGGCGUUGGAGACGUAUCAUUUGAGGUUAAGGGAGUGA